UCGCAUAUGCCUCAUUAUGAAACUCAUGUUUUAUUGUAUAAAAAAAAGAAUUCCAAUGUUUAUUUGCACUACAAGCUCUGUAACAUACACAUUUUUUUAAUUACAAAUGUGGUAACAUUUUACAACAAGAAACUUAUGAUUUGUUUCCUUUUUCUGUCCCACGGUCCAAAAUCAUUACCGCGUGCCUGAUGCCGACAGCCGACCAUUCCAUGUAUUUUUCUUACAUUUUAAUAUUCCAAAUCUGAUGAUUCAAAAGGUCUCCCAUAUAUAUAAACAUCCCUCAAUAUCCCUAUAACCGAACCUUAUUCUCUUCUUAUGCUUUAUGACUCGAAUCCAAGCAUACAUCCACUGCUCAAAACCACCAAAGUCACCACUUCUGCUUUCCUAUAAAACCAAACUCAGAAACCGACAGAACAAGAAAGAGAGGCAUUGCUAUGAGACCCAUGUCUGAGAACGAACACCAUUAGCAAAUCCGACAAAAACCCAUCUCUCAAGUUCAGAUUUUAACACUACCCAUUGAUUAUUUUUCUUUUUCUUGACAAAGAGACUAUGAAGAAAUUUAGAGGGUUCAGGCUUGGACGCAAGCUAGUGAAGGUUUUCAAAUGGAUAAUCCGACCCAGAAGAAGAAACUACAGGAAUUGUUUCUUGAGACGUCCGACCCGCAGCAAUAACCCGUUAUCCAGACUCUGCUCUUUGGCGAGGUUUCUUCGACGUGGAACCAAGGGGCUGUUUAGUUCGAAUUCCGAACCGGGUUAUAUCCGAUUGGGUGAGAAGGGAGUGAAGCGGGUUGGGGUACCGAAGGGGCAUCUUGCCGUGUACGUGGGCGAAUCAGAAGGUGAAACGAGGAGGGUGGUGGUGCCUGUGAUUUAUUUUAAUCACCCGUUAUUUGGAGAGCUAUUGAAAGAAGCGGAGCGGGUUUAUGGGUUCAAUCAAUCGGGUGGGAUCAUGUUGCCUUGUGGACUUUCGGAGUUUGAGAAGGUUAGGAUGAGAAUUGCUGAUUGGGAGCAUUGCCGACGGAAACAACAUCGUCGCUAUUUGUAAUGAUAUUUUCCCCUCUUAUUUUUAUGGUGGAUAAUAAUUUGAUUUAGCUAAUUUUUGUGAAUAUAGGAUGUCAAUGAUUUUUUUCCCUUUUUUCUUAGCCUCAAUUUUCUCUGUCUUUUUGUAUUUUUCUCUCCUUUUUGUUUUUAAUUUACGAGAAUCAUUGCAUUAAGAUUCCUUUUUGUUAUUUUAUUUCAUCAUUUAAUUUGCAUUUUCACUUAUUUCAUCGGUGAUAACUAUUAAGCUUACGAGGGUUAAAUUUACAUCAUUAAUAUUAAUUGUUACUACAAAUCCAAACUUAUCUUAUUAGCUAUUUAUUCAAAACAAUUACAUUAAUACAUUUAGAAGGGAUCCAUCGUGCUAUAACUGCAUUUUAUUGCGUUUUAUAAUUGAAUUUUAAAUCAUAAAACAACAUCGUCACAAAAUGAAAAAGACUCUAUCGCAUUGCCAAAUGAAUACUAAAUGUGUUAAUUAGUUCAGAUACAGGAAUAUCCUCACAUUAUGAGCAACGAAACGUAAUUUGUCGUCUAUUUAUAUAUAGAUAAAAACUUUUAAAAUUUUAUAACCAUUAUUAUUAUGUUAGCGUGAGUAAGUUUGAUAUUGAAAAAUGAUUCAAUUUUUUACAACCUAACACCAAACAUAAAAUCCAGUGACAAAUUUUAUUAGCUAACGAAAAAACAGGCCAUGUGCGCAAGCUUGACUUGCGAAAGAGAAAAAAUAAUAACUGUUAGAUCAGUACGUAGAACACGAGCAACACAAUGAUAGGGAGUUUGGUUAUUAAGAUUGGCAUUAUCCAAAUACAAGAAUCAACGUGGCAGUGGCACGACAGAUCUGGGUUUGUAUAAUGAGCUUAAAAAAGGAAAAGUUGAAUCGAUCUGACACUUGAUCUUAGCCGACGGGCUAGUAUGGAUUCAUGUCUCAGAGUGAUCACUGCAUCAUUGGGGCAGAAAAUUUUGAUGCUUAUUGAACUUCUGUUUUCCGCUAAAAAGGAA
Molecule: messenger RNA, 2030 nt
Organism: Durio zibethinus
Lineage: Eukaryota; Viridiplantae; Streptophyta; Magnoliopsida; Malvales; Malvaceae
Source: RefSeq, a predicted model, not a curated record